Messenger RNA from Histoplasma mississippiense, 213 nucleotides. RefSeq lists its product with no specific name. The transcript has 2 exons. The record is from RefSeq and is a predicted model, not a curated record. NCBI's taxonomy places the organism in Eukaryota, Fungi, Ascomycota, Eurotiomycetes, Onygenales, Ajellomycetaceae. Gene Ontology annotation, biological process: endoplasmic reticulum to Golgi vesicle-mediated transport; regulation of GTPase activity. Gene Ontology annotation, cellular component: trans-Golgi network; cis-Golgi network; TRAPP complex. Bases 1 to 213 code for a protein of 70 amino acids.
AUGUCAAAUCGGAACGAAGCCAUUGCAAAAGCCCAAUCAUACCUCUGGUUCCCCUGUGGCAUAAUCCGCGGCGGCCUGGCAAGCAUGGGCAUAAACGCUACUGUCCAAGCUGAGUCCUCGGACCUCCCCAGCGCGACUUUCCAGAUCAAGACGGUGCAGAUGGCGCAACCUUCGCCACAGCCACAGCAGCAAUUACAGCAGCCCAGAUCAUGA